Aspergillus candidus is the source of this 7689-nucleotide messenger RNA. Its product is annotated as acyl transferase domain-containing protein. The record is from RefSeq and is a predicted model, not a curated record. Gene Ontology annotation, molecular function: fatty acid synthase activity; oxidoreductase activity. Bases 516 to 7484 code for a protein of 2322 amino acids. Lineage: Eukaryota; Fungi; Ascomycota; Eurotiomycetes; Eurotiales; Aspergillaceae. Gene Ontology annotation, biological process: fatty acid biosynthetic process; secondary metabolite biosynthetic process. The transcript has 12 exons.
AGAUGAGCCUAUCGCCAUCGUCGGAAUGGCCCUGCGACUGCCAGGUGGAGUCUCCUCUUCAGAAGAAUUCUGGGAACUCUUGGUGAACAAGCGAGAUGGCCACUGUCCCGUUCCUUCGAGCCGCUAUAAUGCGGAGGCUUUCUUUGAGCCCGGGAAGGCUCCUACCAGCGGGUACUUUCUGCAGGAGGAUCCGUCCUAUUUUGAUGCCCCCUUUUUCUCCAUCACCCCACAAGAAGCCAUGCGAAUGGAUCCGCAACAGCGGCUAUUGCUCGAAGUGGUUUGGGAAUGUCUUGAGAACGCGGGAGCGAGGAAGUGGCAGGGGCAGGAUAUCGGCUGUUUUGUUGGCCUCUUUGGAGAGGACUGGUUGGAGAUGUCCUUCAAGAGCGGCCAACAGACCGACCGCUAUCACGCGGUUGGAACCGGAGAAUUCGCACUUUCCAACAGGGUUUCUUAUGAAUUUGACUUGAAAGGUCCUAGGUCUGCCUCACAGCCCCCUCCUCCCGCCCGACAUCACCAUGAUGAAUGGAAGAGUAGGGUCUGACAGUAAACGCAGUAUGACGAUCCAGUCGGCCUGUUCGGCAUCACUGGUGGGAUUGCAUCAAGCCUGUCAGGCCCUCCGGUUAGGUCAGUGCUCAGCGGCUAUAGCAGCGGGAACUAAUAUCAUCUUGUCCCCGACCAUGACUACAACCAUGGUUGCUAACAGGGUCCUCUCCCUGAGCGGAACUUGUCGGACUUUCGAUGCUCAAGCGACUGGGUAUGGUCGAGGAGAAGCAAUCAAUGCUGUUUAUGUCAAGCGGCUUAGUGAUGCCCUACGUGAUCAUGAUCCAAUCCGGGCCGUGAUUCGCUCGACGUGUACUAACUUUGAUGGCAAGACCCAAAGAAUUAGCCAUCCCAGCCCAACUUCCCAGGAGACUCUCAUUCGGAAUGCUUACCGACAGGCGCAGAUAGAGAACCUCCGAGAUACUGGAUUUUUCGAAUGCCAUGGCACUGGCACCGUGGUCGGGGACGCUGUGGAAACCUCUGUUGUUGGGAAGCUGUUCCAGGGUGCAGGGGUGACGAUUGGAAGUGUCAAACCCAACGUCGGCCAUUCUGAGGGAGCCUCCGGUCUCACCAGCGUGAUCAAGGCCGUCCUGGCACUGGAACAUCGUAUAAUCCCACCAAACGUCCAUUUCAACACCCCGAGCCCCCGUCUCGGGCUCGCGGAAUCCAAGCUCCAGGUUCCCUUAGAGGCCAUCCCGUGGCCCGAGGACCGUCAUGAGCGGGCGAGUGUCAACUGCUUCGGUAUUGGGGGAUCGAACGCACACGUCAUCCUAGACUCUGCGGCCUCUUUCCUCUCGAUGGAUCCGCCACCCUUGACCUCAACGGACUCGGAGCUGUUGUUCAUCUCGGCACAAAGUGCGGAAAGUCUGAAUCGGCGUGUCGGUGAUCUGACUCGGUAUCUCAACCAUCAACCAUCCACUCUACAUGAUCUUGCGUACACGUUGGCCGUGCGACGCGAGCAUCUUCCUCAUCGUGCAUUUGCCGUGGCUUAUCCAGACGUGCCCGUGGAUCCGUCCAAUUUUCACAAGCUCACCUACAGCUCCUCAACCUCCAAUGUCGCGUUUGUAUUCACGGGUCAAGGGGCCCAGUGGGCGGGAAUGGGAAGGGCAUUGAUGCAUACACAUGGUUGCUUUACUGCAGUCGUUGAUCAGAUGGAUGAGGCGUUGCAAGGCCUAGACGACCCCCCUGAAUGGAAGUUGAAAGAGGAACUGGCCAAAGACCCGAUUUUAUCUCGUGUGCAGGAAGUUGAACUAUCCCAGGCACUCUGCACCGCACUCCAGGUGGGUGUCGUGAGUGUCCUCGCGGAGUGGGGCAUAAAGUUCCACUCGGUUGUUGGCCAUUCCAGUGGUGAGAUGGCCGCUGCUUACGCCGCUGGUGCUAUUACCCUCCAAUCUGCUAUAAUCCUUGCAUAUUAUCGCGGAAAGCUGGCAAAAACGCUGGAAGGUCUGGGAACCAUGGCAUCAGUUGGUUUGAGCCGGCCAGAGGUAGCGCCUUUCCUGGUUGACCAUGUCAUGGUGGCCUGUGAAAACAGCCCUCAAAACGUGACCAUUUCAGGAGACAGCGCCCAGAUUGACCAAGUUUUGGCACAUAUCAAGUCUUCUAAUCCAGAGACUUUUUGUAGGAAAAUGGCUGUCAGAGUACCUUACCAUUCAGAGUUUAUGGGCCGCGUGGCUCAGGCUUACCAGGACGCCGUCGCUCGACAUAUAGAACAUAAAACGUCCAUGCUGCCCAUGUUUUCUAGCGUCACUGGCGAAACCAUAACCAAGCCUGGCCAAUUAGAUGCGACCUAUUGGCGGCGAAAUCUAGAGUCCCCGGUGCUCUUCUCCGGGGCUGUCCAGAACCUGAUCCAGAAAACAGGGCACCGGCAGAUAUUGAUCGAGAUAGGUCCUCAUUCGGUCCUUUCAGCCCCUAUCCGACAAAUAGUCCAGAGUGUGACCACAACAAAACACCCCCCUGUAUAUAUCCCCACACUGGUGCGAAAUGACGAUGAUGCCCGGUCCCUCUUGCUCUCAACAGCAGGUCAUUUAGUGACGAUGGGACUUUCAGUUGACCUAUCUGCGAUUAUUGGCCCCGGAAGAACAUUGACAAACCUUCCACGAUAUCCGUGGCAACAUGACACCCGCUACCUGAAGGAAGGCCGACCGUGGCAGGAUUGGAGACUUCGGCCACACCGACAUCAUGAGCUGCUAGGAUCAAGAACUGGAGAAUCGACAGCCCUGGAACCGGCUUGGAGAAACAUGCUUCAUCUAGACAACGUUCCGUGGCUGUCAGAACAUGUUCUACAGGGCCAGGUGACCUUUCCUGGAGCAGGAUAUAUCGCCAUGGCUGGAGAAGGGAUUCACCAAUUACAUCCGGAUAUAAUGGGAUAUUCCCUGCGAAACGUCCACUUUAAAGCCCCGUUACUCCUGAGUUAUGAUGCGAUUGAAGUCAUCACAAGAUUCAAUUCUAUCGAGCUGGCGGAUGGGGUCAGUUCGGAUUGGUACGGCUUUAGCAUCGCGGCUUAUGAUGGGGGCUCCUGGAACAUACAUUGCCAGGGCCAGAUAACACCAGACCAUCCAGAGCCCCUUCAUUGCAAAGUCACCUGCCCCUUCCCUCGGCCUGUCGAGUCCAAGAGGUGGUAUCAAGCCCUUCAUCGACGGGGUCUGGAGUACGGACCUCGUUUCCAAGGACUGCAAGAUAUCACAGCUAGCCCGACCGGUAGAAUCGCUCUAGGGACGGUAACCGACCCCCUUGAGCUCCAUGAAAGCCGAUACGCAAUCCAUCCCUGCGCUAUCGACCAGUGUCUGCAACUGAUGGGGGUCGCGGCAUCGUCAGGGAUUCCCAACAGGCUUCAGAUGAUGUAUAUACCGGCCAUGAUUGAACGGCUUUAUAUCGCCAAGGGGGCCCCGAAGAUGACGGUGGAAGUGGAGACUUGGGAGGGAUUGCGCCAAGGCCAAUGCGGCAAUGGCAUCGGCAUGGUAGAUAGUCGGGUGGUCUUUUCCAUGCAGAGUGGUCUCCUGUAUGCUCUGGACUCCCCAGCAGCGAACGGUGCGCCAUGUCUGGCCUCGCGUAUGGACUGGAAGCCAGACAUCGACGUGCUCCCUUCCACGGGCUUGUUACCUGAACCCCAUCCCAACCCUGAUUACGAAGACACUCUUAAGUGUGGAGGCUUCCUGUGCCUAAUGUGCAUCGUCGUUACGGCAGAGCGUAUUCGUCAUGUUCAGUCGGAGCAACCGCACCUGAUGAAAUGGAAGGAGUGGAUCCUUACCCAGGCGGCCUUGAUCACGGCUGGAAAGCAUCCAAGCUUUGUCUACUUGGCAAAUUGGGUCGAGAGGGUUACCUCGGAGGCUCCUCACAUUCGCCGAUUGAAAGACGAAUUAGGCACAUGCGAGAAGAAGACCACGGACAGCCAGGAAGUAUUAUAUCCUGCGUUGCCGCUGUGGGCACAGAUGCACCCAAACGAAAUGACCGAAUUCGUGGAAAAGGCGCUGAAAGAUCCAUUAGCUACGUUUGGCGGUCACGUCUUCCCUUGCAUGCUGCUAAUUUUCUCCCACUGUGUGGAGUUCAUGACCGGGGAGCAGUCGGCUUUGGAAUACCUGAUGGAGGACAAUAGUUGGAAGACACUCUACGAAUCACCGGCGGCGGAGACGGACUGGAGCCACUUUCUCAGCCUGCUUUGCCAUUCGAAUCCUGCCCUCCGUAUUUUGGAAAUUGGUGCUGGCUCCGGCUCCGCGACAAAGAGAGCCCUGCCGCACCUGAAAUCCCAUACUGGAGUGCGCAUGUACUCGCGCUAUAUGUUUACUGACAUUUCGUCCGGCUUUUUGGAAAAGGCUCGGGAAAUGUUUGACCAGGAGCACAUGGAAUACAGCACGUUGGAUAUCACUCGUGAUCCGGUAGAACAGGGCUUCGAGCCUCACAGUUUCGACCUGAUCAUCGCUUCGAAUGUUCUUCAUGCCACCCCAAGUCUGAAUACCACCUUGCAGCACGUCCAUACGCUCCUGAGUGCGAACGGCCGUUUAUUGCUCCAGGAGAUCUAUCCAGAUAUGCUGUAUACGGAUUAUAUCAUGGGUGUACUCCCCGGCUGGUGGUUAGGUGAGAGCGACCGACGAGCAGAGAAGCCUUACGUUUCGCCAGAAAGGUGGGACCAAGAACUGCGUGCCGCUGGGUUUACGGGGACCGAUACGACUGUGUAUGAUGUGCGCCCGCCAUGCCAGUCUUCCGCCACUAUGAUUUCAAGACCGGCCGUUGAACUAGUCCUGCCGGAGAAGGUCACCCUUGUGUCUCAUUGUCCCAACGAGAAGUGGGUAGCAGAUGUUGAGAGGGAGUUUCGAAGCAAAGGACAUACCGUCCAGAUCGCCAGGCUAGAUCAGGUACCGCAAGACGAACAAAACGGUGUCAUCAUUUUAGACGACGUGAAGGAUUCAUACUUCCGGGACAUUUCACACGAGGCAUACCUUAUUUUGCGACGGUUUCUGUGUGAGAGCAAAGAACGCCGGCUUUUAUGGGUCACGCAGGCAACGCAAUCUGUCUGUCAAGACCCUAGUGCAGGAAUGAUUCAUGGGCUUGCGCGAGCACUGAGACACGAGCUACAUCAAGAUAUCUCAGUCCUUGAAGUAGACUGUGUCGGCGCCGACUCAGCCAAGACCGUGUAUGAAGUCCACGCGAAGAUCCAGAAAGACAGAGAUACGCCUCAUCUAGAUAAUGAGUACGAAUUUGCAUUGAGUGGCGGUGUGGUACAUACCUGCCGGGCCCAUUGGAUGGCGCUACAAGCGCAGCGCCCCUCGGCGGUUUCACCAGAGACACCUCGAAAACUGAGAUUCUCACAGUUUGGACGUCUGGAUACGCUUCAGUGGAUACCAAAAGCUAUGAAGUCCGAGCUAGAUUGUGGACAAGUUGAGGUAGACAUCGCAUAUGUCGGUCUCAACUUCAGAGACUUAAUGGUAUCGAUGGGUCUAGUCGGCAACCCAGACGAACUUGGCAUCGAGGCCACAGGUGUCGUUCGUCGACUUGGCCCAGGUGUGACGGACUUCAACGUUGGCGAUAAUGUUUGCAUGAUAGGUUCUGGCUUAUUGGCCACUCGAACAGUAGUUCCAGCCCGGAACUGCGUCAAAUACUCUGAGCACAUCUCUAGCCAGGAUAUGGCAGCUAUGUGGUCAGUGUAUAUAACUGCUAUCUAUGCACUGAUCCAUGUUGGUAAUGUGCGCCAGGGACAGUCUGUACUAGUCCACUCCGCGGCGGGAGGGGUUGGCCUGGCAUCCAUUCACAUCUGUCAAUUGCUCGGCGCUGAGGUUUAUGCCACGGUGGGGAGUGAGGAAAAGGCACGUCAUCUGGUGGACAAUAUCGGUGUUCCUCGAGACAGGAUAUUCUGCUCGAGAGACGAGUCCUUCCUGCCAAGUAUUAUGAAGGUGACCAACGGCCGAGGCGUAGACGUUGUCUUAAACUCGCUUGCCGGAAAACUUCUACAUGCUUCAUGGGAAUGCGUUGCGCCUUAUGGAAAGAUGAUUGAACUUGGGAAACGCGAUUUUCUGACUCAUGGCGUGCUCAGCAUGAGUCCCUUCCUUGCUAACCGCACCUUCAUCGGGGUGGACCUGUUCCAAAUCUCCCAAGACAACUCAGAAUUGCACGAUAGCAUCAAAGCAACACUAUUCCAGUAUUUUAAGGAAGACAAGAUCCGACCAAUUCGUCCUGUAAAAGUGUUCGAGGCUGGCGAGGCAGAAAAUGCCUUUCGACAUAUGCAGGCUGGGACCCACAUGGGGAAGAUUGUCAUCCAGAUGCCAACGGAAAACAACUCCCUCCCGUGUCAGACGUUCCCAGAUGCACUAGAAUUUCCUAACGAUGCUUCUUAUCUGCUCGUUGGAGGUAUGGGUGGGAUUGGGCGCUCUGUCUCAACAUGGAUGGUCGAGAACGGCGCACGUGAGCUUGUCUAUCUAUCCCGAUCUGCCGGUGAAUCCGACAGUGAUCAGGCGUUUAUUCGCGAGCUCGAAGCCCAGGAUUGUAAAGUUAUUUGUGUGAAGGGCACGGUCACCGACAUGGCAGACAUAAGGCGUGCUCUCACCCAAUGCACCAAGCGACUCGCCGGCGUUCUGCAAAUGGCUUUAACUCUGAAGGACGGCGCUUUUGAACAGAUGACGUACGAGGAAUGGAUGGCAACCCUGGCGCCAAAGGUCAAUGGUACAUGGAACCUCCAUCACGCCGUGGAAGGAAUAAUCCUCGACUUCUUCGUCAUGUUUGGCUCGGCGGUGGGAACUGUAGGAUCACUCACCCAAGCAAACUACGCGGCCGCCACGAGUUUCCUUGACGCAUUUGUGCAAUAUCGUCGGCAGCAUGGGCUACCCGCCUCGAUUCUGAACCUUGGUGCGGUCGAAGAUAUUGGACUCCUCAGCCAACAUCAAGGAUAUCUCCAGAAUGCCCAGACAUCAUGCAUCCCACUUCUCUGCGAGAAAGAUGUACUGGAAGGGCUAUCCGUGGCUAUCCAAGACUCCCCUAGUGGCUCGGAAAGUGGCAAUCUAGUCGUUGGCCUAGGAUAUACGAAACCCAUGUCCGAGACCUCCGUGCUGCCCAUGUGGGGGCAGGAUGUCCGAUUCUCCCUGUUCAGCAACCUUCAAUCGACCGUAGCUGUGCAAGCGCAGGCCGGAGAUGAUGAGCUGAAAUCGCUUCUAGCCGAGAUUGAGCAGUGUCCUUCUCUAUUGGGGAAGGCAGAGACCAUCGUCCAGUUCCGGCGUACGAUGGGCAAAACAUGCGCAGAGAACAUGAUGCCAGGCAGAGAGCUCAACGAGGAGCAGGCGGCAAACCUGGUGAUCGACUCCCUUAUGGCAAUUCAGAUGAAAAAUUGGGCUCGACGAGUUACGAAGGUCGAGCUCAGUCUCCCGGCCAUUAGCAAGGCCAAUACGGUAGGCGGAUUUUCUACAUUGAUUGUGGAUCACCUCAGGGCCAGGCACCAACAAGACGAGAUGAUAACCGAGUAGCUCAACGGUCAGCAAACUAGGGUAAAACCCGAAUUCUCUUGUUGAGAUACAAUAGAUAGCUGCGGAAUAAGCGAUGAAAACAGUAAACAGGAUGGUAAAAUUGAUGAUGUUGAAACUUAAAGAGAUUGCAAAAGGUUGCAAGUUGCAGGAAAUGUUCAAGAUACAAAUGGGAUGGGAAAAGGGCUGCAGAUCAGCUGACCGAUUG